Messenger RNA from Dioszegia hungarica, 1326 nucleotides. RefSeq names its product putative F-actin capping. Gene Ontology annotation, molecular function: actin filament binding. The transcript has 9 exons. NCBI's taxonomy places the organism in Eukaryota, Fungi, Basidiomycota, Tremellomycetes, Tremellales, Bulleribasidiaceae. Gene Ontology annotation, cellular component: actin cortical patch; F-actin capping protein complex. Bases 1 to 1326 code for a protein of 441 amino acids. The record is from RefSeq and is a predicted model, not a curated record. Gene Ontology annotation, biological process: actin cytoskeleton organization; barbed-end actin filament capping.
AUGGCAGAACUAUCAUCGGAUGAGCGAGCCAAGCUUGGCGCAAAGCUCAUAGAGCAGUCUCCACCCGGAGAGGUCAACGAUGUGAUCAAUGCUAUCCGAGCUAUCGUAGGCGACGAUGACGCCUUGAUGGUCCACGCUGGACCAGCUCUCAGGGCGUACAACCUCGUUCAACUCACGGUGGUCGAGCAUCCCGCCAGAGAAGGUGCACCUGCGCAUACCUCUGUCUUGUCCGAGGCGGCCAUCCUGCCGGGCACGUCAGGCGACGGCGAGCGGUACAUCGAUGCUAUCGGGAAGCAGAGCUUUACGUUUGACCAUGUCAACGUCGUCGCGAGUGAUUAUGAAGCGUAUGAAUUGCCAGAGGAGGAAGAGGCCUUCCGGGCGGAGCUAGCAAAGUCAUUAGCUGCAUAUACUAAGAACCAUUAUCCGACCGGUCAAUCCUCCGUCAAUUGCUCGCAGCACCCACUUCUACCGCCUGCACCAGCUCCAGAGGCCGAGCCUGAGGCUGCACCCUCACCAGAGCCGGCUACUCCGCAACCGCCUACCGACGACGUGAUUAUGGAGGGCGCAACACCAGCAAAGAUGGCCGAGACGGAUGAUAUCGUUACGGACGUCAUACCCGAGCAGGUCGGCGCAGGGUCCAGCGAGCCUGCGCCUACGCCUGCGGUGGGAGCGGAGGUAGCAAAGACGGGGGAGGUGGAUCAACCGGGAGGACUGGAGAAGGUGGAUGAGGCAGUCGAGGAGGUCAAGCAGGCAGAAGACGGGGAGGCACCUGCUGAGAAUGAGACGGCUGGAGAAUCCGAUUCAUCGGCAGAAUCACCGGAUGGUCCGAAGGAAACGCCAGAGGUCGACUCAACAUCAUCGGACAAGACCUCGGCGGAGAAGCCAGUCGAGCGACAACAGGAGCGACUGGAGAAUCCGAUCUACACCCUGGAAGUGGUAGGAAACCGGUACAAGACGGACGCUUUCUGGACUGGGAGAUGGCGGACAUGCUGGACUGUCGAUAAAGCCGCCGCUAAAGUCGAAGGCAAGCUGCUUGUCGAUGUGCACUACUUUGAACAGGGCAAUGUGCAACUCACUACCCAACACAAAGCAUCUUUCGCGUACCCAUCAGAAGUGUCUGGGCAGAGCAUCGCCAGCCAGAUUGUCACCACGAUCAGCAAAGUCGAGGCGGCGUAUCAGAUGGAAUUGCAGGAUGUGUAUGGUGAUUUGGGAGAUAAGGUUUUCAGAUCCUUGCGCCGAGCGUUACCGGUGACCAGGCAGAAGGUGGAUUGGGAGAAGGUAGGGGGCUACUCCCUCGGGAGCGAUAUCAGCAAGGCGAGGGCCUAG